AACCGUAGUUUCUCGUAAGAUGGUACAUAAUGAAUUAAAAUAGCUUUUUCGAUGUUUACUAGUAAGUUUACAAAGUAUUGCAAUCAGGGGAAAACCUUAAGGUGUCGAAACUACCCCCAGUUCCCUUACGCGUGCCUCCACAAUCACACACUCACACACCCCCGUUAUCUGGCUGGAACCGUCCAUCAUAAUCGUUCUGCACCCGUUGACCCUUUUCGACGCCCUUGCACAAAACGAACCGGUUUCGCAUGCACCACACAAUGCACUUUGUUCGCCAACGCCAACCGUGCAACUGCAACCCUUGCCAACUGCAGUACGCCGACGACCACGCGUCACGGCAGCAGUGCAAGCUAAAGCUACUACCCGUUCCGCAAUGGCCCUACCGAUCGCGUUGUAUCUGUGCGUCAGUGUGGUGUGUUUGCUGGUGCUUUGGAUACGGCGACGGCGCAACUAUUGGCCGGCACGCAAUGUACCGACCAUACCGGGCCACUUUCUGCUGGGGAACUUUGAGGGGCUGCGCCGACAAUCCGUCGCGGACGUGUCGAACGAGCUGUACCGCCAGGUGGACCGGCGGGAACGGUUCUGCGGCCUGUCGAUCAUGCUACAGCCCACCCUGAUGAUCACCGAUCUGGACCUGAUCAAGUCGGUGCUGAUCAAAGACUUUGCCCACUUUACCGAUCACGGUGUGUACCAUAACGAGCGUGUCGAUGCCCUGUCCUGCCAUCUGUUCUGUCUCGAGGGUGCCAAGUGGAAGAGCAUCCGGUCGAAACUGUCGCCCGCCUUUGCGACCGGGCGGAUCCGGGCGAUGUUUCCCAUCCUGCGGCAGGUGGCCGACAACUUUGCCCACUUUCUCCGGACGGAAGUCGAUGGUAAGGCGGAGCUGGAUAUGAAGGAUUGCUGUGCGCGCAUGAUGAUCGAUAACAUUGGCGGGUGUGCGUUCGGCAUUGAGUGUAACAGCUUUCACGAGCCGGACAGUGCGUUCCGUCGGACGGGUGAGCUGGUGUUCGAUAAGCCACGCCACUCGCAGGUGGUGAGCAGCUUGCUGCGUCUCUACCCGGCGUUGGGCCAUCUGCUCGGGCUCAAAGUGAACCACGACGAGGUGAUUGAGUUCUUCACCGGGAUGAUGCGCCGCACGGUGGCGAUGCGCGAGAGCAGCGACACUGGCACCGCCGGCGCCGCAGCCACGCCCAAGCGCAACGAUCUAAUUGACAUGAUGCUGCAGCUGCGUGCGGCCUCGAACGGUAGCGCCCUCUCGAUGGACGAGCUGAUGGCGCAAGCGUUCGGGUUCUUUCUGGCCGGGUACGAAACGUCCUCCUCCAAUGUGACCUUCUGUCUGUACGAGCUGGCCCUGAACGAGCACUGUCAGGAGCGGGCGCGCGUGUGCGUGCGGGAAGCGCUGCGCAAGCAUGGCGGCCUAACGUACGAAGCGCUCGGCGAGAUGGAAUAUCUCGACCGUUGCAUAAAUGAAACACUGCGCAAGUAUCCACCACUGCCGCUGCUACCUCGGCUUACCUCCAAACCGUACCGCAUACCGGACAGUGAUGUGAUACUGCCGGCGAAAAUGCGAAUCCAUCUGCCGGUGUAUGCGAUCCAGCGCGACGAGCGCUACUAUCCCGACCCGGACCGGUUCGAUCCGGACCGCUUUGCGCCGGACCGGGUAGCAGAGCGACACUUCAGUGCGUUUUUGCCGUUCGGUGAGGGGCCGAGAAUUUGCAUCGGCCAGCGGCUGGGCGUGCUGCAAUCGCGCAUCGGUUUGGCGACGGUGCUGGCCAACUUUCGGGUGCGGCCGGGCCCGAGGACACCGAUACCGCUGGUGUUUGCGAAGGAUGCGGUCACGCUGCAGUCGGCCGGGGAGGUGUACUUGCAGGUGGAACCGUUGCAGGAGCAAGAGUAACUUUGUGCAGGACGGCAGGGUGUAGUGCUGCUGUGGAAUGAGUUCUGUGAUUUGAGUAGGUGAAAUUGAUGGGAGGUUUUGAUCGAAAUUUUAAAAAUUCAAACGAUAAGGUCAUUAUCUUCGUCGAACUGCCUUAGUGAAUGUUAACGUAGGUAACCUUAUAUUAGAUGAUUUUUACACUCUAGAUAACUUAGCCCUGUCUAAGGACUUGGAAAAAUAAUGAUUUAGGUUUAAAAUAUCUCCAGGGUGCGAGCAAAGGUUUGAAUUGAUCAUAAUCUCAUACUUCCCGUACUGGAUCUUAUCCUUAACCCCUACCGAUCCAGAAACUGAUCCCGAAUCCAUAUCGCUCCCAGAACUGAUUCCAUCUCAUUCCUGGAACUGAUCCGCAAUGCAUACCUGUCCGAGUAUCUGUUCCUGUAAAUAUACAGGCUUUGAAACUGACAUUGAACCCAUACCGUACCUGGACCUGGUCCUAAAGCCAUACUAAUCUUGGAACUGAUCCGGAAUUCACACCUUUUCAAGAAUCUAAGCUGAUCUUGAAACCAUACCGGACCUGGAACAAGUUCUGAACUUCGAACAGUCCUGACAUAUGUGUUGAAUUGAAACCGCAUUUAGAACUGAUUCGACCUGAAAAUGAUUCUGAACCGAACAUACCGAUUCGGGAAAUUAUUCUGACCCCGCACUGUACGUGGCACUAAUAUACAAAGGAUCCAAAUCAUUCAUGGAACUACUCGCUUUUUAAUUGUGCUCCGGUAGAAACAUUUCCUGUCCCAAACAAAUCCAAUAACUGAUUCCGAUACCAUGUUUGUCAAUAAACCAUUCCCGAUAGCAGAGUUUUGUAAAAAAAUUACAUUCAGCAUAGAACUGAGGCCAUCUAAUCAGCCAGGAAGUUAUUCCCGAUAGCAGAGUUUUGUAAAAAAUUGACAUUCAGCAUAAAACUGAGGCCAUCUAAUCAGCCAGAAAGUGCUCGUCACUAUGUACUAAAAUACCGCAAUAGUGACUAAUAUACUUACAAGACUAUUAUUUUUAUACACUGAUAUCAUUUAUCUUCCUAUACAAUAAAUUCACUCAAAAUAAAGCCAAAAUAAAGCCAAAAUAAAGUCAAUU
Messenger RNA from Anopheles merus, 3001 nucleotides. Its product is annotated as probable cytochrome P450 6a13. NCBI's taxonomy places the organism in Eukaryota, Metazoa, Arthropoda, Insecta, Diptera, Culicidae. Bases 374 to 1894 code for a protein of 506 amino acids. The transcript is spliced from 2 exons. Gene Ontology annotation, molecular function: monooxygenase activity; heme binding; oxidoreductase activity, acting on paired donors, with incorporation or reduction of molecular oxygen. The record is from RefSeq and is a predicted model, not a curated record.